This is a messenger RNA of Exophiala dermatitidis NIH/UT8656, 1721 nucleotides long. RefSeq lists its product as uncharacterized. NCBI's taxonomy places the organism in Eukaryota, Fungi, Ascomycota, Eurotiomycetes, Chaetothyriales, Herpotrichiellaceae. The coding region runs from base 212 to 538 and encodes 108 amino acids. The record is from RefSeq and is a predicted model, not a curated record. The transcript has a single exon.
GAAAAUUCCCCUUACUUCCCCUCGACACUGCUGGAAAGAUACAUCGAAGUGAAAUGUUCCUCAGCCCAGGCGACUUUGUAGAUGCAGUGCGCCCGCAGGAAGAAGCCCAUUAACAAAACUUGCUUGGAGUCAGACUCGAUCCAAGUUCUUUUCUACCUUUGAACCCUGUAACGAGAUAGGAUCUAUCUAGGCAUCUACACUACCGUGAACUAUGUCGGCAGCCUGUUAUUGCCCUUAUCCCUGUCGCGCCUGUUAUCCGCGUGUCCCAGAAAUUGAUGUUCCAAUUCAUCCCGAAACGAUUGGAACAUUUCUCAGUGGCUCCUCCUUAUCCUCCUGGCGACGUCCACACCGUACCUUUCCUACUACCUCAACUCUGGUACCGACAACAACUCGCGGCUUGAAUGCACGGCAAACAAGGGGGAUAGAGCAAGAGAAAGGAAAAGGAAAUCAUGACACAGGGAACAGAACAAAAGGAAGAACAGGGGUGAUAACAGAGCAGGGACAAACAGCAGGACAAGUAAGAAAAGGACGAGGAUAAAGUGGGCAAGAUACAGACGACACAGAAAAUAAUCAAAAACGGACAAGACAUGGGCGAGGACACAAAGAACUGAAGGGACAAGCACAGCCAGUGACAAUGGCGACGAUUAUACAUUCAUCAAGACAUCCGUCAUAUCUAACAGAUCUCUGAAACUUCGUACCAUUCAAUUCUUGUGACGAGCCAAAUCAGUUGGACCUCUUCCUGAAGAUGCGAGCAUGUCAGAGCCCCAGUUCAUCUGUCCGAGAACAAAAUGAUGUCCAGCGGCAGCAACAGGAUCUACUUCUUCCCCGCGCCACCAUCAAAGCUGAGACUAUACCCGCCCCCUUCACCCUGGACGACCUUGAAGUUUUCCGUACUCAAGCCAAAUGGCUUCAAAAUGCCAUUCCCCAACUCCUUUAGCUUGCCCAUCAUUUCGCUGACUUCUUUCUCCUUGGCCUCGUUGACGCGGGCCGGCAACGACACCAACGCCUGCCGAAUGGUCUUUUGAUCCGACACCGGCAGUGUGCUGAAGUACUCUGGAGCCGAGAGGGUUUUGUAGUCCUCCAGCGCGCCGGACAGAUUCGUCCAAUUCUGCGGCUCGAGGAGUGAGCGCGCCCGAGCACGACGGAGCAGCAGUUUCGUGCGGAUCCGAUGGAUGUCGGCUUUGCGUUCAUCGGAGAUCUUGAGUGACUCCAGUGCAGCAAGCGUGGCGGUCUCAUCGGCGUCGGACGGUAGUUCCACUACAGUGUCGUCUUGAUCUGAUACCGAGGGUUUCCCUUGUGCAGCAGAUACACCAUUCCGAGAGGUGGAUUCUUGCUCAGACUCGGAAUCAGAAUCCGAGUCUGAUGUGCUCUUUGUUCUUGCUCUUGUCUUUGCGCUCGCAUCCUUCUUCGACUUCGAUUUCGCCUUUUCCUUUGGUUUCGUGGGCAGUUCCCUCUCCAAGCCUUCCAGUCCUUUCUCACAACUUUCCACCGCUUCCUUCCACUGUUCCAGCUUUAGAUGGCAUGCGGCAAUGUUACUGUGCAGCACGGCCAUUUCAUAGUCGAGAUAGUUGGGCAACUCUGCCAACGCCCGGCCAUAAGUGCUAAUGGCGGACGAGUAGUCCUGCCCUGUGAACUGUUUGUUGGCUUGGGCUUUGAGCUCGUGUGACGAGGCGACCAUCUGGCUCUCCUCGUCGGGUGGGAACCGGGCCGAGUGGAACGAG